CCCACACUCCGCUCUGGGCCUGGGAGCCCCUAACCCGAGACCCAGCUGAGGGAGCUGCAGCUGAGAGCAGCAGGAUGGUGCCCUGGGCGGACACACUGCAGCGGCUUCGGGAGACGGUGAGCACGGGGCGAGCAAAGCCGGCCGAGUUCCGGAGGGUGCAGCUGCAGGGCCUGGAACGCUUCCUGAAUGACAACAAACAGCUGCUGCAAGAGGCGCUGGCCGAGGACCUGCGCAAGUCUGACUUUGAGUCUGAGGUGUCUGAGAUUAGCAUCAGCCUGGCCGAGGUCAAGUUGGCGCUCAAGAACCUGCGGGCCUGGAUGAAAGACGAGAAGGUGUCUAAGAACCUGGCCACGCAGCUGGACUCGGCCUUCAUCCACAAGGAGCCCUACGGCCUGGUGCUCAUCAUCGCGCCCUGGAACUACCCCAUCAACCUCACGCUGGUGCCGCUGGUGGGCGCGCUGGCUGCAGGGAACUGUGUGGUGCUGAAGCCGUCUGAGAUCAGCAGGAGCACCGAGAAGGUUCUGUGCGAGGUACUGCCGCGCUACCUGGACCCGAGCUGCUUCGCGGUGGUAUUGGGGGGCCCCCAGGAGACGGGUCAGCUGCUGGAGGAGAAGUUCGAUUACAUCUUCUUUACGGGGAGCCCACGCGUUGGCAAGAUCGUCAUGAGCGCGGCCGCCAAGCACCUGACCCCCGUCACGCUGGAACUGGGGGGCAAGAACCCCUGCUACGUGCACGAUGACUGUGACCCCCAGACCACGGCGAACCGCGUGGCCUUCUUCCGCUUCUUCAACGCGGGCCAGACAUGCGUGGCCCCUGACUACCUGCUCUGCAGUCGGGAGAUGCAGGAACGGCUGCUGCCCGCCCUGCAAAGCGCCAUCACCCGAUUCUUUGGCGCCGACCCCCAGGUCUCCCCCGAUCUGGGCCGCAUCAUCAGCGACCGGCACUUCCAGCGGCUGCAGGGCCUGCUGCGCUGCGGGCGCGUGGCCAUCGGCGGCCAGAGCGACCCUCAGGACCGCUACAUAGCCCCCACAGUGCUGGUGGACGUGCAGGAGACAGAGCAGGUGAUGCAGGAGGAGAUCUUCGGGCCCAUCCUGCCUAUCGUCAUGGUGGGCAGCAUGGACGAGGCCAUCGAGUUCAUCCGGAGGCGGGAGAAGCCGCUGGCCCUGUACGCCUUCUCUCAGAGCAGCCAGGUAGUGCGGCGGGUUCUGGCCGGGACCAGCAGUGGGGGCUUCUGUGGGAACGACGGCUUCAUGCACAUGACCCUUGCCAGCCUGCCUUUCGGGGGCGUGGGGGCGAGUGGCAUCGGACACUAUCACGGCAAAUUCUCCUUUGACACCUUCUCCCACCAUCGCGCCUGCCUGCUGCGCCCCUCGGGGUUGGAGAAGGUGUAUGGACUUCGCUACCCGCCCUACUCACCCGGAAAGCUGCGGCUGCUGCUCACGGCCAUGGAGACCCCCGGAUGCAGCUGCACCCUGCUCUGAUAAUGUGGGGUGCAGGGACCACGACCCACCUUGCUCUGAGGACUCGGGGCAAGGGGACUGCACUCCAGCCUGUUCUCGGGAUGCGGGGCUGAGAACCUCGGGGGACUGGGACCGUACUCCAGCCAGCUCUGAGCCC
Messenger RNA from Suncus etruscus (white-toothed pygmy shrew), 1617 nucleotides. RefSeq names its product aldehyde dehydrogenase 3 family member B1 (gene ALDH3B1). Gene Ontology annotation, cellular component: cytoplasm. Gene Ontology annotation, molecular function: aldehyde dehydrogenase (NAD+) activity. The transcript has 10 exons. The coding region runs from base 75 to 1481 and encodes 468 amino acids. Lineage: Eukaryota; Metazoa; Chordata; Mammalia; Eulipotyphla; Soricidae. Gene Ontology annotation, biological process: aldehyde metabolic process. The record is from RefSeq and is a predicted model, not a curated record.